Messenger RNA from Malania oleifera, 5252 nucleotides. Its product is annotated as leucine-rich repeat receptor-like serine/threonine-protein kinase At1g17230. The record is from RefSeq and is a predicted model, not a curated record. Gene Ontology annotation, molecular function: protein kinase activity; ATP binding; receptor serine/threonine kinase binding. The coding region runs from base 998 to 4372 and encodes 1124 amino acids. Lineage: Eukaryota; Viridiplantae; Streptophyta; Magnoliopsida; Santalales; Ximeniaceae. Gene Ontology annotation, biological process: protein phosphorylation. The transcript has 3 exons.
AGUGUAUGGAAUUCAAAGCCGCAAAUCCCAUUCAUAUUGGGAGGCCCAGCAACGAGCAACAAUGGCGAAGAUUGUGGUGGAUGCAGUAAAGGCUGGACCGAGGCAGUGAGCGAGUGAGUCGCUACCAGCACCCUCUAAUCCACAAAGUGAGUAAAAGUAGUAGCAACAGUGUCACCCACAUUCGCCUUGCCUUGAUGAGGUCCAUGGAUCCAUCAAUCAGUGCCUCUUCUGCUUGAUAGCACAGCACUACACAGAGUAAUGGUGUUGUUGCCAAGGUGCUGGUGCUGGUGCUGGUGGUUGUGGAGAGAAGAAGCAGACCAACUUGCAACAAAGUAGAACUCAACCACUUCUGUAAAUUUUUUUUUUUCCUUCGUUGACUACAAUUUGCUCUCCGCUUCUUGCCGUUAUCAAUCAAAUCUUCCUUUCUCUCGCUCCCUCUCUCUCUCUCUCUCUCAGGAGGUAGGUGGGUCUCUUCAAGGUAGGCACCUCUUGCUCUCUCCCUCUCUUGAAUGCUCCAUGGCCUUAUUUAUUUUUCUCACUUUUCAAAGGCCUCACGCUGAGAUGGGGAUAAGUCCCUUUUCGUAAAUGGCACAGCUGAGGCCACUGUUCCUUUGAUUUCUGGUAUCUCCAUGUGCCUUUGCUAGAUGUCAAAAAGCUUCUUCUUCUUCUUCUUCUUCUCUUUUUUAAAAAUAUUUUAAAUUGCAUUUUUAUUGAUACAUAUUCCUCUGUUAUGGAUUGGAAGCUCUUGUUAAAAUUCUCCUCUGUUAGUCAUGAAUUCGGCCCACCAUUUUAUCUUCUCCCAGCUUUACCAGCUUCUUGGUGAUUGACCUUUUUUCAAAAUUUAUUUAUUUAUCACAAUGAUGCAAUAAUUUCGUAUUGAAAUCGCCUUAAAGACAAAUUUUUGAUGCGGUAGUAUUGGAAAACAAGACUUGCUUGUUUUCUGGACCUUCAUUUUGUUCCUUUUCUUUUCUUUCUCCUCUCUUGUUGUCUCCCAGAAAUGGCAAGAACUGUUGCUGGUUCCCUAAUCCGAAAGCAUUUUCGAUUGCUAUUGAUUAUUACUUUUGGUGUCUUCUUGGUAAGGUCGUUAAAUGAGGAGGGUGCUUUUCUUCUGGAGUUUAAACAAUCACUCAUUGACCCAAAUAACAAUCUCCAAAGCUGGAAUUCUUCCCAUAUGACCCCCUGCUCUUGGGCUGGCAUAGGGUGUAGUUCUGAUUCUAAGGUAAUUUCUGUAGAACUCAGUAACCUUAAUUUGUCUGGAAAUUUAUCGUUUUCAAGCAUUUGUAAGCUACCUCAAUUAACCGAGUUAAAUAUCUCAAGAAACUUCAUCAUCGGUCCAAUUCCAAAAGCUCUUGUUGACUGUCAUCAUCUUGAGGUCCUAGACCUCUGCACCAAUAGGCUCCAUGGAGAACUUCCAACCCAGCUCAGCACAAUUGCCACCCUCACACAGCUUUAUCUGUGUGAGAAUUUUAUUUAUGGUGCAAUUCCACAGGAGCUUGGAAAUUUAACUUCACUCAAAGAGCUUGUCAUUUACAGUAACAAUCUCACUGGCACAAUUCCCCCAUCCAUUGGUAUGUUGAAAAAACUUAAAGUGUUCAGGGCAGGUCUGAACAUCCUCUCAGGUCCAAUUCCUGUUGAAAUCAGUGAUUGUGAGAGCUUGGAAAUGCUGGGUCUGGCACAGAAUCAGCUGGAAGGUUCCCUUCCUUGGGAACUUCAGAGGCUGAAGAACCUUAGCUCCAUAUACCUGGCAAAAAACCGGUUGUCUGGUGAAAUUCCUGUCGAGAUUGGGAAUUUCAGCAACCUCGCAAUGCUGGCACUGAAUGAAAAUUCUUUUAGUGGAAGGAUUCCAAAAGAGCUUGGAAAGUUGACUCACCUGACUAAUUUGUACCUCUAUACAAACCAGCUGAAUGGAACCAUUCCCCGAGAACUAAGGAACUGUGUAAAAGCAAUGGAGAUUGAUCUAUCUGAAAAUCGAUUAAGUGGGUUGAUUCCCAAGGAGUUGGCUCAGCUUGCUAAUCUCACUUUGCUUCAUCUCUUUGAAAACCAGCUGCAGGGAGGCAUUCCCCGGGAGCUUGGACAGUUGAAGCUGCUUAAGAGUUUAGACAUGUCCAUGAAUAAUUUGACAGGUACAAUUCCACUGGAACUUCAGAACCUUACAUUCUUGGAGGACUUUCAACUUUUUGACAAUCAUCUGGACGGUACUAUUCCUCCUCUUCUUGGUAGUAACAGUAAACUCAAUAUCAUUGACAUGUCUGUGAAUAAUCUUGUUGGUAGCAUACCUGCACAACUUUGCAAGUUCCAGACAUUGCUGUAUCUGAGCCUUGGGUCAAAUAAGUUAUCUGGAAAUAUUCCCCAUGGCAUAAAGACAUGCAAGUCUCUGCGGCAGCUAAGGCUGGGAGAUAACCGGCUCACAGGCAGCCUUCCAGUUGAACUAUCCCAUCUUUACAGUCUUUUCGCCAUUGAACUAAAUAAGAAUCGAUUUUCAGGGCUCAUACCGCCAGAAGUAGGUAAGAUUUGGAGACUGCAGAGGCUUCUUUUGUCGGAUAAUUAUUUUGUUGGACAAAUCCCUCAUGGACUUGGAAAUUUGGUACGUCUUGUCACCUUUAAUAUUUCCUCUAAUCAGCUUUCAGGGAGCGUUCCUCGUGAGUUGGGUAAAUGUAAAAAGCUACAAAGGCUUGAUAUUAGCAGGAAUCAGUUCACUGGCCAUCUUCCAGAAGAACUUGGCGAGCUGGUGAAUCUGGAACUAUUGAAGCUGUCUGACAAUAAAUUGACUGGACAAAUACCAAGAACCUUAGGGGGUCUGACCCGACUAACAGAUUUGCAAAUGGGUGGGAACCAUUUUUCUGGCAGUAUUCCUGUUGAGCUUGGCCAACUUGCUGCACUUCAGAUUGCUCUGAACAUUAGCUAUAAUGCUCUGUCUGGUACAAUUCCACCAAAUUUGGGGAAUCUACAGAUGUUGGAAGCACUUUACCUGAAUAACAAUCAGCUUGUGGGUGAAAUUCCUGCUUCAAUUGGUGAGCUUUCAAGCCUCCUUGUGUGCAACCUUUCUGACAAUAAAUUGGUAGGAACAGUUCCAAAUACCCCUGUAUUUUACAGGAUGGAUUCAAGCAAUUUUGCUAGAAACGAUGGUUUGUGCAUAUUGGGAUCAUAUCAUUGUCAUCAAUCUGGUAGCCCAUCUAUAACAGAAAAUUUAAGUGGGACAAAUGAGGGGUUGUCUAAGAAAAUAGUGAGUAUCAUUUCUGUCAUUGCUGGGCUAAUUACUUUGAUGUUUACUAUCGGAUUUUGUUGGUUUAUAAGGCACCAUAGAACUGCUCUUGUUUCACUUGAUCAUCAAACAAAGCCUGAUUUGUUGGAUAAUUACUACUUUCCGAAAGAGGGGUUCACGUACCAGGAUCUCUUGGAAGCUACUGGGAACUUUUCUGAGAGUGCUGUUAUAGGAAGGGGAGCCUGUGGCACUGUAUACAAAGCUGUUAUGGCCAGUGGUGAGGUUAUUGCCAUAAAAAAGCUGAAAUCCCGUGGAGAAGUUGCUAGUGUUGAUGGCAGCUUUCGCGCUGAGAUAACAACCCUGGGGAAGAUUAGACACCGUAAUAUUGUGAAGCUCUAUGGGUUCUGCUACCACCAGGACUCAAAUCUUCUUUUGUACGAGUACAUGGCUAAUGGAAGCCUAGGAGAACAACUUCAUGGAAAUGGCCAAACAAGCAUACUUGACUGGAAUACUAGAUAUAAAAUUGCUCUUGGAGCAGCGGAGGGUUUGUGCUAUCUUCAUUAUGAUUGUAAGCCCCAGAUCAUACACCGUGACAUUAAAUCAAACAACAUUUUACUAGAUGAAAUGCUUCAAGCUCAUGUGGGAGAUUUUGGUUUGGCAAAGUUGGUUGACUUCUCCCAUUCCAAAUCAAUGUCUACUGUGGCAGGUUCAUAUGGCUACAUUGCACCAGAAUAUGCUUACACAUUGAAAGUGACAGAGAAGUGUGACAUCUACAGUUUUGGGGUUGUUCUUCUAGAACUAGUAACUGGGAGGUCUCCUGUUCAACCACUUGACCAGGGAGGAGACCUUGUAACUUGGGUGAGGAGAUCAAUUCACAAUGCAGUUCCUGAUAUAUUUGACAAACGACUGGAUCUGAGUGCAAAGAGGACAGUUGAUGAAAUCUCUCUGAUUCUUAAGAUUGCAUUGUUCUGCACCAGUGCUUCCCCGCUUAAUAGGCCAACAAUGAAAGAGGUUAUAGCCAUGAUGAUGAAUGCUAGAGAGGCAAAGUGCAAUUUACAAAUGCCUUCAACAUCAGAAACCCCUUUAGAUGAAGAUACUUCUCCCAGAGCAAACAACAAUUUUGGGCACACAAAAUACUUGCUCGCUCAUAAUCUCAGUAGUGGGGAAUGACUUACUGCAUAUCAAAUAUUAGCUGCAGUCUUUAACGUGAUCCUAGCUCAACAUUUGACCACCACUGCCACCAUUUCCACCUCCACAGCUCCACUAUCCCACCUGCCUUGGAUUACCGAACAACCACAUUUUCCCCACUGUCACUGCCUCUACAUCGUUUUGCUACUAGAAGUUUUGUCUUCCUGUCUGCUAGGUAAACAUAAAACAAAAUGAGAUGCAAAAAAGGAAUGGACCCUUCUUCUGAAUGAUUUCCCUUAACAAUAACAUUCAUGUUCUUUAUAAGUUCCCCAUAAAUUGAUAUGUUGAAAACACUAUUUCUCCAUUCCUGGACGGGCCUGACUCUGCUUAUGUAAGCAGCUUGGAUGGUUAUUAACAAUAUUCUUCUGUUCUUUUUAUUUUUUAUUUUUUAUUUUUUAUUUCCCAGAUGAAAACUAGGUUGUGCAGAGGCGUAGGCUCUGCUCCAUCUUCCUAAGAGAGGAGCUUGCAAUCCUGAUAAUCUCCCUUAUCUCCCAUCUGCUGAUCCUCCAGCAUGCUGUCUAUACGCGUGAAAAUGCAAAGCAACGUUGAUGUUGGCAUUGUGUUUUGUGAUUCUUCCUUGAAUAACUGAUGGAUUGUACAGCAAAGGCUUAUGCUAAUCCCGCUGUUCAAAUUGAAAAAAACAAAGGAAAAAAAACAGAAAAGAAAAUCAUAUUUAAGCUCUAGUCCUGCCAAAUUGUACAUGGACACAAGAAGAAAAUCCAAAAAUUCAUUGUGUUUAGUGCUGUUGCCAAUGAAUGAUGUUCAUCCUAAACUAUAAGCUUCAAGAAACGUUCAUAUUUUGAUUGAUUGAUUGAUCUGCUUUGAUGGCAGUAUGAUACAUGUAAGAUAUAUUAUUUCUUUU